UCAUGCCAGGGCAUGCCAGGGGAGCGUGGUCAGUAGGAAGCAGAAGGAGAUCGGAGCGCAAUAUUUUUUUUACCUCGCCCUCGGGCUCUCUUUUGGACACUGAAAGACUUUAUUUUGUGGAUAUAUUUUAUGUUUUUGUAAUGUUACGUUAAGUUUUCAUAUAAACAGUUAAAACUAAGAAGUGGAGUCGUGGAUUUAGUUUUUGGAGUGUUUUCCAUACAAGGGAGUCUGACGAGCGCCAAGCUUAAGUUCCAAUAACGACAGUAAGAACCUACAAUCACUUUUUCCUGCCUUACACCUGCACCUGAACAGCUGAAGGGCUGUGCACAAGGACUUUCAUGCACUUUGAACUCUAGGGACAUUAAUAGUAUCAAUACAUUUAUGCAACGACAGCCUAAGAAGGGAAGUUGAGGUCUAUAGGGCUGUCCUUUGGAGGAUGAUGUCAGGACUGAAUGCUGCUGCAAGCUUUUUCAUUGCCCUCCCCUUGUCUCAUACGCGCAUAUUAAAGCAGCCAGCUCCACACUGAGCAUUCACACAGCCCCUGUCCUGGUCUCCAAGGGGCAAUGCAGCCCAUGUGGUUUGUGGUGAUAGUCCUUCUUCCUUGGUUGGGACAGAAUGACGCCCUGGUGUGCCAGCCGAAAUCUACAUGUGCAGAGUGUUUGAGAACCCCUGGCUGUGACUGGUGCAGUCAGAAGAACUUCCUCAAGGCAGGAGAGUCAAAUGAACGCCGAUGUGACUCUGCGGAAGCUCUGAAGGCUAGGAAGUGUCACACAGUGGUACCAGAUUCCCAGUCUUCUAGCUACAAUGGGAAGAAUCGUGAACUAGGAGAUCAAGGAGAUGAUGGAGUGGUCCAGUUGAAGCCACAGACCGUUAACCUUGAUCUGCGUAUAGGCCAGCCCCUUGAGGUGGAAGUCAAUUUCCAGCGUGCUGAAGGCUAUCCCAUAGACUUGUAUUAUCUCAUGGAUCUCAGCUUCUCCAUGAAGGACGACCUGGACAAGAUCAAGAACUUGGGACAGGACAUCCUCCUCAUUUUAGAGCAGUUCACAAAGGACAAGCGCAUAGGCUUUGGUUCGUUUGUGGACAAGGUGGCGCUGCCCUACGUGAGCCAGCUGCGGCCCAGGCUGGCCAACCCGUGUCCCAGCAGCAUGGAGGUGUGCCAGCCGGCCUUCAGCUUCCGCAACGUGCUCCGCCUCACAAAGGAGGCAGACGAGUUCAAGGACAAGGUGAGCCAGCAGAAGAUCUCCGGGAACCUGGACGCCCCGGAAGCAGGCCUGGACGCCAUCAUGCAAGCAGCCGUCUGCCAGGGGGAGAUCGGCUGGAGAAACGUCAACAGGAUCCUGGUCUACACAUCUGAUGACACCUUUCACAUGGCAGGUGAUGGGAAACUGGCAGGCAUCUACAAGCCCCACGACGGCCGUUGCCACCUGGAUGCCAACUCAACCUACGACAGUAUGCUACAGGAUUAUCCCUCUGUGGGUCAUCUUGCUAAGGUGCUAAAGGACAAUAACAUUCAGCUCAUCUUCGCUGUGACUGAAACAGCCUUCCCUGCAUACAAGGAACUCAGCAAGAUCAUCCCUCGCUCUGUGGUGGGCGUGCUGAAGGAUGACUCCAGUAAUGUGGUGCAGCUCAUCUCAGACGCAUACGGGAAUCUGUCGUCCUCCAUCGUGCUGCAGCAUGAGGAGGCUCCGGCGGAGCUGGACAUCUCGUACCGCUCGCUGUGUGAGAAGGGACAGCACACUGACUGGAGCAGCACAGGGACAUGCAGCGGAGUCAAACUCAACCAACUGGUCAACUUCACCGUGCGCUUCAACGCCACAGCCUGUGUGACCGGCGAGAAGAGGUUCAAGAUCAAAGUACAGGGCAUCAGCGACACCCUGACGGUGGCCGUGAAGACUAAGUGCGACUGCGAGUGUGAGAAGAGCGGAGAGGAGAAGGCGGAAUUCUGCAACUACAACGGCACGCUGGCAUGCGGCAUCUGCAGCUGUGACAAGGGCUACCUGGGCCAGCGAUGCGAGUGUCAGGCUGGCGAGGAUCGGGACUCCAUUUCGGCCAUGUUGGCCAGCUGCCAGCAGACCAACACCUCCAGCGUGGUGUGUAACGGCCACGGCAGGUGUGAAUGUGGCACCUGCACCUGCACUGGCUCCCACCGAGGACAGUACUGCGAGUGCGAUGACACGGCCUGCCCCCAGCACGACGGAAAACUCUGCAACGGGAAAGGAACUUGCAACUGCAGCGUGUGCGAAUGCAAUGAGGGAUACACUGGGGAGAAAUGCCAUUGUCCGGUGGACAAAGGAACCUGUAAGAAAGAUAACUCGAAGGACUUGCUAUGCAGCGGGCAAGGCGAGUGCCCUUGUGACCAUUGUCAGUGCAAUGCAGCCACCACGGGAACAUACUGUGACAGAGUCCGAGAUCCGUGCGGAAAAAAGUUUCUGAACUGCACACUGUGCCACAUAGACAGGAGAGCUGACUGCGAGGAAGCCUGUAAGGAAACAGAUCCUCCUAUUAAACUUGAAGGACAGCACGAGCUGGACUGUAUCCAUGAGGGAAUCACCUUUGGCGUGGACGUAAACGGGGACAAUGGCCACUUCCGAAUUAGUUACGCAGACCUGCCCAAGUCUAUUGAUAAAACGUAUGUGAUCAUCGGGAGCUCAAUAGCAGGUAUUCUGGUGAUCGGCAUCGUGUGUAUCAUUGUGUACCGGCUGCUGGUAGAGUUGUAUGAUCUCAAGGAGUACCGCAGCUUCCUGCGUGCCCAGGAGCAGACUGACUGGAAAGAUGCCCAUAAUCCGCUCUUCAAAGGAGCGGUGACCACCGUCAUGAACCCCCUACAUGAUGAAGGAGACGAAGGGCCUGAGUAGUAGGGCUGUAACCAUACACUCCACUCACGAUUCGGUUUGUAUCACGAUUCAUGACCUACGGUUCGAUACAGUCCACGAUUUCACAUUUGCCAACAUUGUAAACCUUAUGAAUAAAAACAUGAUAGUUUAUAGGUAGAAAACGUUGCAAGAGGUUACUGAUAAUUUUUAAAAGUUUCUAUGUAAUAAUGAUGAUGCUUGGAAGCACUAUCAUUUCAUAUCCUGUGGUUGUUUUCUGGGCUGAUGUGCAUCAAAACAGGAUCACGAUACUGCCUCCUUGUAUCACGAUACAAUAUCGUGACUCUGUGUAUCACGAUUUCUCGAUUCGAUACAAUAUCGUUACAGCCCUACUGAGUAGGGAAUGACAUGCCACCAAUGAUGAACAGCACAUCAGGCAGAGGCUCUGGACAGGGAGUGAUAUCACCAAUCUCAUUUACCCUUGCAUUUUGUAUGAAUCCAGAUGUGCAAAUUAAAUUUGAUGUUAUUGUUUAUUUGUUGUUAUUACAUUGUUACUGUUACUAUUAAUUGUACUUUGGUAUUAUUAUUAUUAUUGUUGUUGUUUUUGAUUAUUGUUAUUUGACUAUUAAUAUUAUUACGACCUAGAAUUGUCUGGGACAAGCACACAGUAGUCCUUUAAGACGGGUUGUUUGCCUCUGAAAGUAGUUCUGUUCUCACAUUUCUGUAUAGAGUCAGUUUUCCCACUCUGAGAUCUGCCAUGAUGUAACAUAACCAUACCCUUCAGAAUUUUAAUUGGUCAGACAAUUACGCUACAUGCCAUGAAAUAACGGCAAGCAGGCCCUGCCGUGGCCAAACGGACGGGCACUUGUCUACCAUGCGGCUGACCCGGGUUCGAUUCCCGGUCCUUUGCCUGCCCUUCCCAGUCUCUCUCUCCCCACUCGCUUCCUGUCACCACCUUCACUGUCCUGUAUCAUAAAUACAGUAAAAAAAAGACCAAAAAAAAAAAAAAAAAAAAAAAAGAAAAUAAAAAAAAAGAAAUCACAACAAGCAAAAAUGAAUGCCCCAUGCACAGCAGUGUAGCUUUAAAAAAAAAAAAAAAUGCUUGUGGUACAUAUAUGACUGAUGUACCCUGAGCAUGGUACUACCGUCCCGCCGCACUGCUCCCCAGGGGCGCCAUUGAGGGCUGCCCCCUUGCACGGGAAAGGCAUACAUGCAAUUUUGUUGUGUGUAGUGUUCACUUGUGUGCUGUGGAGUGCUGUGUCACAAUGACAAUGGGAGUUGGAGUUUCCCAAUGGGCUUUCUUUCACUUUCUAUAUACAGUAUACGUAGCCUUUAGAUAUCUAAUAUUGCAGACACGCUUCUGCACGGUAGCAAUAGGCUGGCUUCUUUGUAUAUACAGUAUGGCUGUGAGGCCUGUAACAUUAAAGUGUUAACUUAAUUUAAAGACCUUAGAUGAGCAAAAGGUCCUAGGGUUUAAUGAAUGAUGUUUGCUUUAAUAUUCUUAGAAACUGUUACACAUAAUUAGUAUUAGAAAUUACUUGGAACUUUUUAAAAAGGAAAACAAAUGUAGAGUAGAGUAGAGAAGAGUAACUUUAUUGAUCCCCGGAAGGAAAUGUGGGUUUGACAUUGAAUUAAUUAAAUGGGAACAGUUUAAUUUUAGACUUAAGACUUUGCCACUAAUUCAUGUCUACCUGUCUGUGUAAUCGACUUAUAAGACAUGUUUAGCAAAAUCAAUCAUUUGUUUCAUAGUGUAUUCAUACAUUUCUUGUUCCCUGCCAAAUAGUCUUUAUGAUUGAUACAAUUGUAAUUAGGACCUAGGAUGCCCUUAACACAUGUGUAAUAAGUCACUUAAUCAAAGAAAUCAGGCAUAUUGGCUUAGAUGUGAACACUAUUCUACCGAAUUAAUACAUUGUUUUCUGUAUACGAAAUUGAUUUGUAAAAAUAUAA
Molecule: messenger RNA, 4757 nt
Organism: Engraulis encrasicolus (European anchovy)
Lineage: Eukaryota; Metazoa; Chordata; Actinopteri; Clupeiformes; Engraulidae
Product: integrin beta-7-like
Exons: 17
Coding region: 564-2855 (763 amino acids)
Biological process (GO): cell migration; cell-matrix adhesion; integrin-mediated signaling pathway
Cellular component (GO): focal adhesion; integrin complex; cell surface
Molecular function (GO): integrin binding
Source: RefSeq, a predicted model, not a curated record